Lactuca virosa is the source of this 6255-nucleotide messenger RNA. The record is from the annotation of a GenBank genome assembly. Lineage: Eukaryota; Viridiplantae; Streptophyta; Magnoliopsida; Asterales; Asteraceae.
AUGGGUGCGUCAUCUAAAGCGGAUCGAUUGAAGGAAGUGAAAGUUAAGCCACCGGAUAAAAGUGCUGCUGUCCGGUACGUUAGGACUGAAGUGCAUGUGAAAGAUCUAGUUCCCCCUGGGGUCAUUGAUCAGUCCUCAGCUACGAUUUAUAAAGCUCGUCGUAAGCCAAGUGCUUCUGGAGCUGUUGCUUCGGGGAUUGGAAAAGUUGAAUGGAAAAUGGAGGGGAAAGCUUUCAGAGUGAAGAACAGAGCUCGGAAAAUUGUGGAUGGGAUAUCACCGAUGGAUGCAAAGGAAUACUACACUGAAGAAGCUAAUGAGGAGGAAACGGAAGAUGACUCGGAGUCUGUAUCGGCCUGGGAGUCGGAUUCUAAUAGUUCAAUUCCUGGAAAUGAUAGCAAUAUGAAGGGGUUGAAGGAUGGGGGUUUUGGUGAGCUGAAGACUAUUGGAGUUCAAGUUGUCUCUAUUCCUUCAGGUAAUACUGCUAAUUUGUUGAAAAAUUGGGAUGGUUCUAAGGUGAAUGAUGAAUUAUUGAGCCCUAGUUCGGAAUUGAAGAGUGUUACUAGUGAAAUGAUUAGGGUGAAUCCUAACAUUGCUGUGAUUGAUGUCAAUAAACCUGUAUGCCCUGAGUUGGUUGAUGAUGAAGUUAAGAAGUCUAGAUCUAAUGGUGAUAAGAAGGUUAUCAGUAAUGAAGAAUUUAUUCCGGGAGUUGGCUUUCAAUUUCUUAAUGAGUUGAAGGUGGAAAUACCUAAUAGGAAGGAUUUAGAUAGUAAGUUGAAUCAGGAAAUGGAUGUCGAUAUGUCAAAUUUGAAUAAGCAAGUUAAUGAGGAAGGAGAUGAUUCUGAAGAUGAUGGUUCUUCUGAAGAGGAUGGGGAAGAUGAAUCUAGUGAGGAUGAGUCUAGUGAAGAUGAGGAAAUUGUGAUGGAAGAGGAGGUUAAUACUAAGAUGAGUAAAGAGCCUAGUUUAAAGAUGAAGUCUGGUACUGUUAUUAAUAGUAUUAAUAUGCUUCCUUCUAUUUUGGGUGAUGCUAAUAGUUGUAAAAAGGUGGAUGGUGAUAGUCAGGGGAACUUGUUGAACUCUUAUGCAGGUGUGUUAAAAGGUAAUAGACAUAAGGGUAAGAUUGAUGUCAAGUUUAUUCCAGGGGAAAAAGGCAAAGAAGAAGGACCUGUUAUUAUCCCGAUUGAGAAUUUAAAGAAAGCGAGUAUUCCAUAUACUAAUACUUUAUAUGGGUAUAUGAUUGAUAAGAAGUUAGCGUUUCCUGUGAUUCAGCAAGAGGGGAUGUUAUCUAUAUUGGAGGGAAGCCCAUGGUUGAUGUUCAAUAAUAUGCCAUUAUUUCUUCAAAGGUGGAGACCAGGUCUGAAAUUAACCAAGAAUAGUCAUGAUAAAAUUCCGGUGUGGAUCAAAAUCUUUGAUUUACCUUUGGAAGUAUGGAGUGGAGAGAAUUUGUGUAUUAUAGCGAGUAAGUUGGGGGUGCCUCUGGCUUUUGAUUCUUUUACUGAGGAGAUGUGUUUGGAACACAAGGGUAGAAACGCUUAUGCUCGAAUUCUUGUUGAAAUGGCGGCUGAUAAGGAAUGGAUGAGGAAAAUUGAGGUUUCUACUUGGGAUUUUGUUACUAAUUCUGCUGUGGUUCAGAGUUUUGAUGUGGAGUAUGCUUGGAUGCCUUCUAGAUGUAAUCACUGUAAGGUUUAUGGGCAUACGGAUAAAGUUUGUUUGGCAGCUUUGAAUGAAGAGAAAGUGGUAAAGAAUGGGGAUAAUGGGAACAAUAAGAGAAAUAAAGGGAAGGAAAUGGUUAAUGAUGAUGGAUUUACGGAGGUUGUUUAUAAGAAGGUUGCAGGAAAUAAUGAUGGUGAAGGUACUAGUAAAUCUAAGGAGGGUCAUGCUCAAUUGUAUAAUCAAAGAUAUAGUGGGAAGAAUGGAAAUUUUAACAGGGGAAAUAAUUUCAGAGGCAAUUAUGGGAAUAGAGGUGGUAAUGGAAGGGGACAGAAUGGGAAUUGGAAUAAUAAAGGGGUGGGUCAUUGGAAUUUGGAAAAGAAUAGAAGAUAUGAGAAGUUUGUUAAUGGUCAGGCUUUGGUUGGUAAUCAGGGGAAAAUGGAGAAUAAGAUGCAGGGGAAUGCUAUAAAGGAUGAUAACAUAAAAGUGGGUGUUAACAAGAGUCUAGAAAAUAAGACUGUUUCUAGUGAUGGUUGCAGUAUUAAAAAUAGUUUUGAAAUCCUGGGAAGGAUUGAUGAGGAAGUUAUGGAUAGAAUGGAAGAGGAUGCUAAGGGAGGCAAAGUUGAUGGUUAUCAGGAAGGUGAUUGUGUUGAUUAUUCUUCUGAUGUUGUUGGAAUAAUGAAUAAUAAGUUGGAUCCUUCUAAGUUUGUUGGGAAGGGUAAUGUAGGGAAUGAAAGUAAUAAAAUGAAGAAUAGUAUGAUGGUUCAGGGGAAUAGUAAAAGCAAAGAUGGGAUUUCUCAGGCAUUUGAGGAGAAGGAGGUUAUUGAUGUUAUUAGGAGUAAUAACCUUGGUAUAUGUGCUGUGGUGGAGUCUCAUGUCAAGGUCUUAAAUCUUAAGAAUGUUUGUGUUAAGACCUUUGGUCAAUGGGAUUGGGUUUCUAAUAAUAGUAGCUGUGAGGCUGGAACUAGAAUAAUUGUUGGAUGGAAUCCAAGACUUUUUGAUGUGAUGGUGAUUUCUCAGUCUAGACAAGUUAUUCACUGUUAUGUUAGAUUCUGUGAUUCCAAUUAUAGCAUGUAUUUGUCUUUUAUAUAUGCUGCUUCGAAUUAUCUUGAGAGAAGGUUAUUAUGGGAUAAUUUGAAGAAACAUAGUUUGGUUGUUAAGAAGGAAGCAUGGGGAAUAUUAGGUGAUUUUAAUGUUGCUUUAAAACCAUCGGAAUAUUCUGAAGGUUGUUCCAAAACGCCUAAAGGAGUUGAUGAUUUUAUUGACUGUAUAAACUUUAUUGAAGUUGAGGAUCUGAAUUCCUCUGGGUUUCAGUUUACUUGGAAUAAAACUCCUGCUGGGAAUAAGGGCCUUUUGAAGAAGUUAGAUAGGGUGAUGGCCAAUUUGAAAUUUGUUUCGGAUCAUCCUUUAGCUCAUGCUGUUUUUAAACCUUAUAGGGUGUCGGAUCAUUGUCCUGCUAUUUUAAAUGUUCCUGUUGGCAAAUUGAGAUGGAAACCUUCUUUUAGGUUUGCUAAUUUUAUCACUGAAAAGGUGGAGUUCUUACCCCUGGUUAAGGAAGUUUGGGAUGCUAAUAUUGAAGGUUUUUUUAUGUUCAAAGUGUGCCAAAAGUUGAAGAUUCUUAAAAAGCAUUGUAGGGAGCUUUGCAAUAAGCACAGGGGUUCUGGGAAGAGAAUCCAAAUGUUAAGAAAGGAGUUGGAAAGUAAACAAUCUGAAAUUGAUCUUAAUCCUUUUGAUUGUAAGAUUAGGGAGGAGCAUACUAAUAUUCUUUUUGAUUUUAAUGUUGCUUGUAAUGAUGAAGAAAAGCUUCUUUUCCAGAGAUCUAAGAUAAAUUGGUUACAGGAAGGGGACAAUAAUACAAAGUUUUUUCAUAGAGUUGUGAAGAGCAGGGGCAAUAGAAAUCGUAUUCUGAUGGUUAUUGAUGAAGAUGGAAGAUGGGUUAGUGGGAAGGCUAUGAAGGAUAAAUUUGUUACUCAUUUCAAUAAGUUUUUGGGUUGUAAAGAUGUUACUGAGUUUUCGUGUUUAAAUGAUGGUUUCUUUCAUAAUAAAUUGGAUAGUAGGGUGGCUGCUAAUAUGAUUAGAGUGGUGACUGAUGAAGAAAUCAAAGUGGCGAUGUUUGAUAUUGAUGAAAAUCGUGCCCCUGGACCUGAUGGGUACUCCUCCAAAUUUUUUAAAAGUUCUUGGAACAUUGUUGGGCCGGAGGUGUGUAAAGCUGUGAGGGAAUUUUUUUGGACUGGUAAAUUGUUGAAGGGGAUUAAUGCUACGAGAAUAGUGCUGGUUCCUAAAGUGGAGUUCCCGAGGAAAGUUUCUGAUUUCCGUCCUAUAGCCUGCUGUAACACUUUAUAUAAGUGUAUUAGUAAGAUUAUAGUGAACAGAAUUAGAAAUAGUUUGGGUGAUAUUGUGAGCAAAAAUCAAUCAGCUUUCAUUCCUGGAAGAUCUAUUGUGGAUAAUAUUCUCCUUGCUCAGGAGCUGAUGGUGGGGUAUAAAAAUAAGAGGGGAGUUCCCAAAUGCACCAUAAAGAUUGAUAUUCAAAAGGCAUAUGAUACGGUGGAUUGGAAUUUUCUUAGUAGAAUUCUGCAGGGGUUUGGUUUUCAUACGAUAAUGAUUCAGUGGAUUAUGGCUUGUGUUUCUACUCCUUGGUUCAUGCUUAACUUUAAUGGUGAAGAUCAUGGGUAUUUUGAAGGAAAGAGGGGUCUUAGGCAGGGUGAUCCUCUAUCUCCUUACCUAUUUACUAUAGUUAUGGAGGUGUUUAAUAUCAUCCUUUUGAAGAAAAUUGAAGCUGGCCAGAAUUUUAAGUUUCAUAGUAAGUGUAUGUCCCUUAAAAUUACUCAUUUAUGCUUUGCUGAUGAUUUGUUAGUUUUUUCUUAUGGAAAUGGGAAUUCUGCUAGAGUUAUAAGGGAUGCUCUUGAUGAGUUCAAAAAAGUUUCAGGGUUGAAGGUGAGCAUGGAAAAAAGCCAGAUUUUCUUCAGUUGUGUUAAACCCAAUAUGAGAAGGAUUAUCUUGGGCAUUCUUCCUUUUGAUAUUGGGAGAUUUCCUUUUAAGUAUUUGGGAAUUCCUAUGUGUGUUACAAAAUUAUUUGAUAGAGAUUGUAAACAGCUUAUUGAGAAGAUUAAGAUGAGAAUUUUCAAUUGGAAAAGCAAGGCUUUAUCGUUUGCUGGAAGGCUGCAGCUCAUUAAUUCUGUUUUGACAUCUAUUCAUGUGUAUUGGGCUUCGAUUUUUAAAAUUCCCAUUGCUACUAUUAAAGAGAUUGAAAAGCUUUGUAGAAGUUUCUUGUGGGCGAAUGGUGAGGUAGUCAAAGGGAAAGCUAAAGUCAAGUGGAAUGAUAUUUGUAAGCCGAAAAUUUAUGGUGGUUUAGGAGUGAAGAAUUUAAGGAAAUGGAAUGAUGCUUUGUUAGCUAAACAUGUGUGGAAUGUGAUUAAUAGCAAAAAUUCUCUGUGGGUUCAGUGGGUGAAAUCCAAUUACAUUGGAAACAGGAAUUUUUGGGAUAUUUUGCAGAAGAAGAGUAUGAGCUGGACUUGGAAGAGGUUCCUUGAGGUGAGAAAAAUUGUUAGGCCCCAUGUUGUUUCGUGUGUGGGAAACGGGAUGAAUACUUCUCUCUGGCAUGAUUGGUGGCACCCAAUUGGUAUUUUAUGUUCUAUUAUAUCUAGAAGAGAUUGGGUUAGCAAUGGGUUUAGUGAUUCUUCCUUGGUCAGUGAUGUUCUAGUCUAUGAUUGCUAUACUUGGCCGGUUGAGUGGGUUAAUAUAUUCCCUGGAUUGAAGGAUGCUCCCAUGUUUUGUAUUGAGCCUAAUCUGAGGGAUGUUGUAGGUUGGAGAGAUAAGAAAGGAAUAUGUAAACAAUUUUCAUGCAAACAGGUGUGGUGUGAUAUAAAUAAUUUUGGAGACCAAGUUCCUUGGCAUGAUAUUGUUUGGUAUGGUAAUUGCAUUCCUCGAAAUUCGUUUAUUUUGUGGAUGGCUAUUUUGAAUAGAUUGAAGACCCAGGAUCGUGUCAAAGGUUGGGAAGUUUCUGGUAACUUACUUUGUCCUUUUUGUGCUGUUACUCCUGAUUCACAUGUUCAUCUCUUCUUUAAAUGUGAUUAUUCUCAACUUAUUUGGAGUUUGUUGGUUGGUGGCUAUUGGUUUUGGGGUUGGCAUAAAAGGAUGUUUAACUUUGGUGAUCUUAAUGCUGUGGAUUGGUGGGGGCAUUUUUGGAAUAAGUUUCUUUACAAAGGAAUUGACGGAUUGUGUUACUGGUUUGAGAGUUUGCUCUCAAAUCAUGUGACUUGUACCUAUGGGAUUUUCUGUUUGGAUAUGAUCUUUAUUGAGAUUAUCCAAAUGGAGAAUCCUAGACAUGUGAUUGAUGCCAUGUCUAGUAUGAAACUUGUUCUGAUUUCUUGGAGUUUUGGUGUUAGUUUGUUGUGGUUUGGCUUGUGCUUGAUAUGCAGGAAUUUUUUGCAAAGGUCGGGUUUGGAUCAUGUUUGCAAGCAGAUGGAGUCUUUUCUGUUGAAGACUAAGUGGAGGAUUGAUGAGAGGAGAAGUGACAGAAGAUGCGGGAUUGAUAAAUUGAUGGGGGAGUAUUGUGGUUUUGUUGGGUUUUUUCUUAAAGCUUGGCCUUCGGACUGUGGGUUUUUUUAA